This is a messenger RNA of Suillus clintonianus, 1127 nucleotides long. RefSeq names its product Shwachman-Bodian-diamond syndrome protein. The coding region runs from base 86 to 832 and encodes 248 amino acids. Gene Ontology annotation, biological process: cytosolic ribosome assembly; ribosome biogenesis. The record is from RefSeq and is a predicted model, not a curated record. Lineage: Eukaryota; Fungi; Basidiomycota; Agaricomycetes; Boletales; Suillaceae. The transcript has 7 exons.
UGCCUGCUAAACACCAUCAUCAGUAUAUUUACUGUGUCUGUAUCAUCACCCUAUACGUUGAAACGUACUGUAUCAUUGAAUCAAGAUGCCUAUCCAGCAACCAUCAAAUCAAAUAAAGCUCACAAAUGUAUCUAUCGUACGCUUGAAGAAGGGUGGUAAACGGUUUGAGAUUGCCUGCUACAAAAAUAAGGUACAGGAAUGGAGAAACGGAGUAGAGACGAGUUUAGAUGACGUCCUCCAAAUCUCGAACGUCUUCAUGAAUGUAUCCAAAGGCGAGGUUGCCAAGUCUAACGAUCUCCAAAAAGCAUUUGGUACCUCUACAGUCGGUGAUGUCGUUAAGGAGAUCUUAAAGAAAGGCGAAGUUCAAGUGGGAGAGAAAGAACGUGAUCACGAUCUUGCUUCUCUCCGCAAGGAGAUAGCUACACUAGUCGCUGAGAAAUGUGUCGAUCCGGCGACUCAACGUCCAUAUCCUGUCGGAAUGAUCGAAAAGGCUAUGGCUGAAGCAGGCGUGAGUGUGAAAGCAGGAAAGAAUGCUAAGAGUCAAGUAGCGGAAACGCUGCGACUCAUACAGGGUCACUCAACACUGCCGAUUCAACGCGCAAGGAUGCGGGUACGUGUCGUUGUCCCGGCCUCCGAAGGAGAGCGUCUACAGGAACAGAUUCGUGCAUUGGCUGAGACGGUCGAGAAAGAAGACAAGGGAGAAACUUGGGAAACUGUUAUGCUUAUCGAGCCCUCGCAAAUCCGCGCAAUCAACGAACUAUUGCAGAAGGAGUGCAAGGGAAAGGGGCGCGUUGAGACGCUCACCUUUGCCGCAACCGCUGAUAACAAUUAAAUCAUUCCUAUCGCAUCGGCGUAUUCUCGCGAUUUUGAGUUAUGCUGAUUUGUUGUCAUCAUCGCAUCAUCAUCUCACAUUCAUGAGUGAAUAUGUCCUUAGCAGAUUUUAUUGCUUAUUCUAAUUCCAAAACAACCGAUGAAGUUCUUGCUGUUCUAGGCGUCAUCAUGAGGACACCUUGUAGUCAUCCGGUAUUUGGAUCCAAAGUUAUAUUGCUCGGUUCGUCAUCCCCAUCGUGUGCCUUGGCAUCAUGCCCGUUUGUAAGGGAAGCCACAUGAAUAAAGUUGAUCUAGCC